CUUUUCUAUACAAUUACGUGACCUUUGCUCUGCAGCACUUCCGUAUUUCCAAGGACGAAACCGUUCGCGAACGUGCUAGUCAUUCGACGUUCUUCAGUUGCAGUCGAAUUCGGCAACAUUGAGGACGCCAGGUAUGAAAUACAAGAAUAUUUUUAUUACCGGCGCCAAUAAAGGAAUUGGCUAUGAGUUCAUACGGCAAUUCAUAUCCAACGAUGACCCACCGAGCAUUAUUUUCGCCACUUAUCGUAACGCUAGCACACUGCAGGAUCUUAAAACUCUACAAGAGAAAUCCGAAAUAACAAAAGUAGUCUUGAUAAAAAUGGAUGUCAAUGAUCCCGAAGAAAUUGAAAUUGCCAGACAGAUCGUCGAAGCGAACGUUGGCGAAGAAGGCCUACACUUGCUCAUCAAUAAUGCUGGAAUUAGUGAAAUGCUUCCCAUUGAUCAAGUGACAAUUGAAAAUAUCGAAAAACAUAUUAAGACUAACACUAUAGCACCACUGAUGAUUACAACGGUGAUGCGCCCAUUGUUAGAGAAAUCAGCUUUUCAAGAAGACGGCCAUAGAGCUGCGAUCCUCAACAUUUCUUCCACAUUGGGAAGUAUAGAAUUGACGGGAACAACAUUGUACAGUUGGGUUGAUCCCAUGGUACCAGCUUACAAAAUGAGCAAGGCUGCUUUGAACAUGGCGAUGAGAGUUAGUUCAAUAGCUCUGAAAGAGAAAGGCAUUCUGGUCGUCAUGAUGUGCCCUGGCUGGGUCAAGACAGAUUUAGGCAACAAAGAAAAAGCCGAGUUAACACCCGAAGAAAGCAUAUCAGCUAUGAUCAAAACCAUCGGAGAGUUGAACGCGGAUCACCAUGGAACUUUCAUAGACAGAUUCGGAAAACCCAUACCAUUUUGAAUAAGUCACUUCACAAAAUAAUGAACAAUUUGGUACCAAGAGUGCUAAGACAUAGGAUUUAUGAAGUUUUUAUAGAAUAAAAUCAUCAUUGCUUUA
Molecule: messenger RNA, 991 nt
Organism: Parasteatoda tepidariorum (common house spider)
Lineage: Eukaryota; Metazoa; Arthropoda; Arachnida; Araneae; Theridiidae
Cellular component (GO): cytoplasm
Molecular function (GO): oxidoreductase activity
Source: RefSeq, a predicted model, not a curated record